Aphanomyces invadans is the source of this 2237-nucleotide messenger RNA. RefSeq lists its product as hypothetical. Bases 515 to 997 code for a protein of 160 amino acids. Lineage: Eukaryota; Oomycota; Saprolegniomycetes; Saprolegniales; Verrucalvaceae. The record is from RefSeq and is a predicted model, not a curated record. The transcript has 2 exons.
CCCUGGUCGAGUGCUAGUCGGCUCACUAUGCCACAGCAUUGGAAUGGCUGCAUGCAUUCCCAGCUCUAGACGCGGGAGCUCUCCAAUAUUCGCGCAGCACAAGGCGGUCGACGGCUUUCCUCGCUGCAUGCAAUACGAGUCCACGAGGGGUCGUUUUUAAACAGCGCAUGCGGCAACAUCUAGUGCACUGCCGUCAUGGUGAGCUUGCGCGAGUCGACAAACAGGUCGAACAGGAGGCGCUUGAGCUUGUCCGCGUCGACUGGCGUUUGCAGCUGCACCACAUCGAGCCACUGCCGAGCCACAUGCUGUAGCGUAGACAACGAUUCCUCCCUUGCCAUGACGCGUUCGCAGUCGGCAGUCAGCUCGUCCACGGCCCCCUUGAAUGCUCGGACACCAUGGCGGCAUUGUAGUCGUCGAUGGCACCUCCAAAAUCUCGCAUGAAGCUCUUGAGGUCGCCGCGGGCUACCAACGCUACAACAUGCCAUGACGACCCGGCGAUUGUCACGUCAACUGCAUGGUCGCAGGCAAUUUUCGCCGAUGCAGUGUGCCCAGUGGGAAAUUUGUCCCGAACCAGCGCCUUUGUUUGACUUGCGCAUUCGGCCAAGGCUUCUUCAGCCAUAGCAGCGUCGAACUCGGAGUUAGCGUCAGAGGCCAACGACGUGCCAUGUCCUUCAUCUUCCACGCUCAGAAGCUCGAUACUUUCUUCGACGUACACCUCGCCCACUGUGGUGGCGUCUUCGUUCGCAGAUCUCUCGCCGCCGCCUCGGUCUGUCAUCGCGAAGCUGUCCAGUUCGCCGAAUUGUUCAGAGUAUACACCCGACGUCUCAAUGGAGACUUCGAUAGGUCCUGUGAAAGCAGGGGGUUCCAAUUCGCGGGCCGUGGUAUUGCCCGAGGCAAGCGUCGCAAGCCCUUCGUCCAUCUCCGCCCCCGAGAUGUCUGUCUGCCAUUCAAUGGGUUCUUGGUCGUGCUCAACUUCUUCGUCCGCGGAGUUAGGUAAGUUGUUUUCGGCAACAACUGCGGGAUGGUCGGAUGUGUCGACAAUAGCCGUCGACUCCAUCUCGGUGGAUGUAGUGCCUUCAACUGCUUCGCUGCCAACCAUGUCUCGCGCAGCUACCACAUCCUCCAUCCGACCUUGCUGUCCAUAAUGCCCGUCCGCCGCGCUGUCGUCGGUCGUUGCAAUAAUCUCCAAACGUCCGCUUCGAUCGCCUUCGUCCUCCUGUUCAGGGACAGCGAGCUCGCCCUCCACAUCAGAGGAGCUCUUUCGCUCCGCUGCGACUGUUUCGUCGCCCUCAUUCGAUAGCGCGGCAAGAACGGCAUCGUUUUUGGGCUCGCUGCCAGGAUGCACAAUCGUGGGAUAGAGACCGGCAACGUUGUCGUCGGAUUUGUGCAUGUGCUCAGGUUGAAGGACGGUCGCCGAGUCGACUUCUGCAAGGUUCGCUUCCGGUGGCUCUGUCGCCUUCUCUGCGCCCUCAUGCCCAUCGUCUGACCUUUCUUGGGGUGCUCUGGGUAUGGUGGAAGCAUCGGCGCUGUCCUCCUCGUAUGCAGUGUCGUUGUCGGCAAGCUGUGACUUGCCGGCGUUGGGAUGUUCGUGGUCGGUUGCAUGAUUUGGUACAACUGGAAUUGCCGACUUACCACGCCACCACUCGACACGGAAUGGCGCGGUCAUGCGGUCCACGUCGUAGUUGUUCCAAAUCGCCCACCAUUGGCCGAUAUACGCAACAACGGCCAGGACGACAAAGAUUUGUUGCACUCGCCGCCACCUUCUUUCGCGGUGGAGCUUGGCGCUGACUUCUGGCCGCGCUUCCGAGUCGAUGCGGCAGCCAUACUUGCGCUGCCACUCUGCGUUCGUGCGUUCGUACUGCAGCGUCCAUUGCUGUUUCUCCUUUGCAUUGGACCACAAACGCAAGUCGAUUUCUUCAUCAGGCACAAGGGAUGCAUCUUCUUCAGCGUCAACGUCGUCGUCGUCGCUGUUGUCUGCGUCCGACGCAUCGGAUAAUGUGUAGUCGCUGUCACUCUCGCCUUCGUGAAACGUCAUGGCAUUGAAUGGAGAUUCCUCCGAGUCCGACAAGUCGUCUGCUUCGUCUUCCAUGCCAUGUGGCUUCUGUGGAUUGGUGUCAUGACCGUCAGAGUCGACGGGCCAGGUGAAUGUCGACGGCGGCGUCGCCAUCUUCUGCCGCCACGUGACCGGGAGAUGUUUGAAUUUUCGUCGUGUGUGGUGGCCGUAAUUUUAAUCCGUU